This is a messenger RNA of Pecten maximus, 1610 nucleotides long. Its product is annotated as dipeptidyl peptidase 2-like. The transcript has 12 exons. Bases 37 to 1491 code for a protein of 484 amino acids. Lineage: Eukaryota; Metazoa; Mollusca; Bivalvia; Pectinida; Pectinidae. Gene Ontology annotation, biological process: proteolysis. Gene Ontology annotation, molecular function: serine-type exopeptidase activity; dipeptidyl-peptidase activity. Gene Ontology annotation, cellular component: vesicle. The record is from RefSeq and is a predicted model, not a curated record.
CGAAAGUAAAACUAGGACGUGAGGGAAACGACAGAGAUGCAGACGAUGAAGACGAGUUUAGUUGCUGUGGUUUUGUUGUGUAUAUUUGGGUUCUCGCUAGGCCUAAAAGGAGACUACCAGGAAAAAUUCUUUGAUCAGUAUAUAGACCACUUCAACUUUGCAUCUUAUGGCGAAAAGACUUACAAACAACGUUAUUUGAUACAAGAUCGUUGGUGGAGACAGGGACAUGGACCUAUCUUAUUGUACACAGGUAAUGAAGGCCCCAUCAAUGCGUUUGCAGACAACACAGGAUUCAUGUUUGACAUUGCCCCAGAAUUUGGAGGACUUCUGGUGUUUGCAGAGCAUCGUUUCUAUGGGAAAUCCUUUCCAUUUGAUCCUGAAGUGGCCUUCACCAAGCCCUACAUCGGCCUCCUCACUAUAGAACAGGCCAUGGCAGAUUUCGCAAUGCUUAUAACUCAUCUUAAGGUGGAACUCAACUCCACAGAUUGUCCUGUCAUAGCCUUCGGUGGUAGUUAUGGAGGGAUGCUGAGUGCGUAUAUGAGGUUUAAGUACCCCAACAUUGUGGCAGGCAGUAUAGCGGCCAGUGCUCCGAUCUUUCUGCUUUCUCCGGAACUUGAUCGCAGUUUCUUCUUCACUGAUGUCACAAAGGACUUCGGUAGAAUCAGAGAUUGUGUAGAGGGCGUCCACCAGGCUUUUAUAGAAAUGAACAUGUUGGCCAGACAAGGUACCACAGGACUUGAAAAGUUGUCCAAGACUUUUAAUUUGUGUAGUCCGUUAACAAGCAAUAAAGAAUACCAGCACCUCCUUGGUUGGGUGAGAAACGCAUUCACAGUUUUAGCCAUGAUGGAUUACCCAUACAAGGCCAGCACCUUUGCUGCUCUGCCUGCCUUCCCCGUCAAGGUGGCAUGUGGGCUCAUAACUAACAGUACAGAAGCUAUCUUUGGACUAGCCAAGGCCGUAGAUAUCCUGUACAACACUGUCCCAGUCAAGUGUCACAACAUUUUCCAGGAGUAUGUAGAGUGUGCUGAUCCUACAGGGUGUGGGGUGGGGCCUGACAGUAGGGCCUGGGACUACCAGGCCUGUACAGAGGUACAUCUACCUGCAGGAAGUAACAACAUAACAGACAUGUUCCCCGUCAUUCCCUUCACCUCACAGAUCCGGACGGAGUACUGCCAACAAAAGUGGAACGUCACUCCCAGAGACAGCUGGGCUGCCACACAGUUCUGGGGCAGGGAUUUAAAUACAGCCAGCAACAUAGUGUUUUCCAAUGGCGAUCUUGACCCUUGGAGGAGAGGUGGGGUAUUAACAACGACCAAUCCAAACCUAGUUACCCAGCUUGUCAUUGGAGGAGCACAUCACCUCGACCUCAGGGGAGCCAAUCCUGCCGACCCACCCAGUGUUCGGGCAGUGAGGGAGGUGGAGAAAUCCCAGAUACAUAAGUGGAUAAUGGAACAUUAUACAAAGUCUUCGGCUCACAGCCCAGUACAGUAAAUAAGAAUACUUCAGAACACUAGAUUGAACUAGAGUUCAAAACCUAUCAUAAUACAAAUUAUAUACAUUUUGUAAAUCAUGUUUAUCUUUAUAAAAUAAAAUGUAUUUUUGUAAGCUUA